GGCUUGGAGAAACCUGCAACCUCCAUCUACUUUACAUCCCACCAAGGCUUGCCGUUUGCCGGUUUCUUCCAUCUAUUCAUUCCUUUGUGACUGACACGAUGGAUUUUCUUCAGCGCCUUGCCCGUUUCCUCGACCGUCCUUUGUUCCCAUGGAAGAAGCUCAUCAUCGGCUUCUCCCUUGCCCAAUAUGCCUUCGAAGGCUUCCUUUCUCUGCGCCAGUACCAAGUGUUGAAGCAAACUCGCCCGCCUAAGGUUCUCCAGAAGGAGGUGUCCCAAGAGGUCUUCGACAAGAGUCAAGCCUAUGGACGAGCCAAGGCAAAGUUUGGUCUUUUCAGCGGUCUCUAUGGUCAAAUUCAAAACACGGCAUUCAUCUACUACGACGUCCUCCCGAAACUAUGGUCGUUGACCGGCUCAUGGCUCCUACAAUACUUCCCGGCACGUUUCUCUGGUGAAAUCACACACUCAAUUGUGUUUGUCCUUACCUUCAUCGUAAUUCAGCAAAUCUUAUCUUUGCCAACCUCGAUCUACCAUACAUUCGUUCUGGAGGAGAAGUUCGGCUUCAACAAGCAAACCCCCAAGCUGUUCGUUAUGGAUAUGUUGAAGUCGCAAAUGCUGGCAUUUAUUCUCGCUCCCCCGAUUCUCGCUGGCUUCCUCAAAAUCGUCCAGAAGACCGGAAAUGGAUUCUUCUACUAUCUGUGGAUGUUUGGUGCUGGUCUCCAGGUCUUCAUGAUCACCAUUUACCCAAUCACUAUCCUGCCUCUGUUUAACAAGCUGUCUCCGCUUCAACCCGGCGAUCUGAAGACUGGUGUUGAAGGACUUGCUGAGAGGCUAAAUUUCCCUCUCCACGAGCUUUACGUUAUUGAUGGCAGCAAGAGAAGUGCCCACAGCAAUGCGUAUUUCUUUGGCAUGCCAUGGAAGAAGCAUAUCGUGAUCUAUGACACACUCAUCGAAAAGAGUGAGACACAAGAAGUUGUGGCUGUUCUUGCACAUGAAUUGGGCCACUGGAGUCUCGGACAUACUACCAGACUAUUUGGCAUCUCACAGGCUCAUUUCUUUUACAUUUUUGCUCUCUUCUCGGUAUUCAUUAACAACAAGUCUCUCUACCAAUCCUUUGGAUUCCAUAAUGAGUUUCCAAUCAUCAUUGGAUUCAUCCUCUUCUCAGAUGCACUUGCGCCAAUGGACACCGUCAUCAAGCUCCUGAUGAACAUUCUGAGCCGAAAGUAUGAGUUCCAAGCCGAUGCGUUCGCUGUAAAGCUUGGCUACUCGACCGAGCUCGCCCGCUCUUUGAUCAAGCUGCAGAUCCAGAACUUGAGCACGAUGGAUGCCGAUUGGAUGUAUGCAAGCUACCACUUCUCCCACCCAAUUUUAUCGGAGAGACUGGGUGCUCUAGGAUGGUAUGGCGACUCGAAGGCGAGUGUAUCGGAGGAGAAACAGGACGAGAAAGUCGCACAGGCCAGCGGCAGGGAGUUGUAGACAUAGACGUGAAAUGAACAAGAUCUCGUCAAUUUGACUGUCGGCGGAUGUGAGGUUCGUGGAUUGAGGCCAUCCGUCGUCGCCGCUCAGAACUUUAGUAGGAUUUGGAUAUACUCAGUCUGCAAGCUGACCGGCCCUUUUCAUUUCCCUUUGUCGUUUCUCCUGCUUCAAGCGCUGUUUUUUCUCUUCCCUCCUCGCAGCCUUGUCCAGUGGCUUUUUUGGUGCAUGAUCCAGCAUCUCUAGAUCCGAGUCCAAUUCUGCAUCCUGAACAGCACCAGGGACCCUAACCCCAAUCUCUCCACCCUCAAUACUCUGUUCCCUCUGAUACUGAUCUAGAUCCAUCCAUCCCUCCGCCUCACCAUUCUGCUGCUCCUUAUUCGUACCAUCAUCCAUACCCGCUGCGAUCGGAACAUUCCCCUCUUCCAGAUCCAAGGUAGGCGCAAGCCAUUCUCCCCUCAAACCCGCUUCAACUCGCUGUAAAUUGUGUAUUGUAAUAUUCGAGGAGCUGGGCCCAGCUGUUGGUCCUGAGGGCUCGAGCCGGGCAUUUGGUAAUAAAUGGGGCGAGCUUUUCGCGGCUUCGAGGUACGCAGCGAGGUAUUUGAGUGCGAUGUCUUGUGAGACUGGUAUGGACGCUACCGAUCGUUGAGGUGGGAAGGCUGACAUCUUGUUCAGGGUGACUGGAAUUUCAAUUGCUCGUGAGAUCGCUGAGCGCCUUUGUGAGAGGAUGAUCGGGAACUUUUUGGGGGUAUUUUUUGAUGCGGCCGCUAGCGCUCUGAGUUCAAGAAGCUCGGGUUGAACGACACCAAUCUCGCAAAACACUCGGAA
Cadophora gregata is the source of this 2297-nucleotide messenger RNA. RefSeq lists its product as uncharacterized. NCBI's taxonomy places the organism in Eukaryota, Fungi, Ascomycota, Leotiomycetes, Helotiales, Ploettnerulaceae. Gene Ontology annotation, cellular component: endoplasmic reticulum membrane. The transcript has 4 exons. The record is from RefSeq and is a predicted model, not a curated record. Gene Ontology annotation, biological process: CAAX-box protein processing. Bases 99 to 1472 code for a protein of 457 amino acids. Gene Ontology annotation, molecular function: metalloendopeptidase activity.